ACACGUAGUAGAAUUCACGUGAACGCGGUUUAGAGUACAGAAUUGGUUAAGUAUUGUCGGUCGAAAACUUUUCUGCAACAAUAAUAACAAAGAGCUGCAGAAAAUCAUUGCAUCUUCCGGAAAUAGCAUAAUAGCUAUUAACCGAAUACACGCAUAGUUCAUGCAGCGGCACGAAUAACUUUUAUAAGGGUAAGUAGAUUCUGCAUCAAGAAAGAAAGGUGUAUUAAAAAAAAUGUUAUGAUGGCUCUUUUCCACGCAUUUGCUGAAUUUUACUGCCCAACUGAGCGGGAUAACUAUCAAAGAAGUGUGCAGGCUUAUAACUAUCAAAAACAUGAGGAAACGUGUCGGAUAAGUACGACGAAAGAAGAGGCGAGUGAAAAUGCGCUAGAGUUGAUUAAAAAUGAGGAAUUAGCAAAACUGAAGGUGGAAAAAAAGGAUGCUAAGAAAAAACGGCAGAAAGAAAAAAAGAAAGUAGAAAAGGAGAGUCACAGUUCAAAUGCAGAGAAUAAAGAAAAAAUUAUUGCACAGUCAAAAACAAAUUUGAACUCCGUUUCAAGUUCUGACACUAUCGUGAGUGAAACCGCUGCUAAUGAAUCAGAUGAAAAGGUAGAAAUUAUUGACCAAGAAGAGGAUGCCGAUGACGAAUUUUUGGACAUUAAUGCCGCGUUUGUUAAAGUCUCUGUAAAGCCGAAUAAACAUAUCGCUCCAAAUAAACCAAUCCUAUCUAAACCAGACAAAGUUAAGCCACCUGAAGCUAUUAAGAGUUCUGCAUCGUUGCCCCAAUCCGAUAAGCUGAACAUGAGCAAAGCAAACCAUCAGACAGCUGAAAAAUUGGGCAUUCAAAGCAACCAUGUUGCUCUUGUCGAUAAAGAUUUUCAUCGAGCAGUUGAGCUUUUGACUCGGGCCAUUUUCCUUGCUCCAGAUGACCCUCGCCAUUAUCUUAAUCGUAGCUACUGCUACCUUAGACUUGGUCAAUAUACUGCAGCAUUGAACGACGCUCAAUUUGUGAAAAAGAAUGCGCGGACAAUGGAGCAAUCUAUAAAGGCUCUUGCCCGCGAAGGGCAAGCCCUGCAUGGAUUACAACAAUACCACGAAGCAGAAAAAUGUUUCGAGGAAGUAUUGAAGCUAGAUAAACGAAAUGACUGGGUACUCACAGAAUUAAUUCUGGUACGGUCGAUGCAACUUACAAGUAUGGGUUUUUCUAAAAUAGACUCUCUAAAGGCUCUGCAACAAUGUUCAUCUGUUAUUGAUGCCGUGACAUUGUUGACAUCAGGAAAUAUCAGUAUUUCAGAAACAGAAAGUAAUGUUAAUACGUCAGAGAUCCAAAAUUGUGAUGGCGAUGAAGUUUAUUUUUCUGACGGCGAAUCAAGUAGCACAAUUUUACUAUCCAAAUUGGUAUCUGACAUAUCAUACGAAUCUAGUUAUUAUAAACAUCUACGAUCCCAGCCGCUUUCCUCCUCUAAGGCCCAAGAGUUUUGUAGCGGCUCGGAAAGAUCAUUAAACAGUAGCGUUUCUAUGGAAUCCCUUCCGCGAACCAAUGGCAAUGAUGAGUGGGAAGUUCAGGGUAAUUCAAAAUCUCUACCGAUUACUCAUAAACCUCAAAAACAAAAAGUCGCAGCAAGUGAUAGCACUUCCAUCUGGGUUGGCAAUAUAGAUAAGAAUAUUACCGACCUUAAAUUGCGGGAAUUAUUUUCAAGAUUUGGCCCUAUAAACUAUAUUCGAAGAUUCCAGGAUAAACAUUUUGUGUUUAUUGAUUUCAAUAGUAAAAAAGCCGCAACCAAAGCAUUAAAUAGCAUGAUAAAUUUUGAAGUCAAAGGAAUAAAAUUACCAGUAAAACCAGCUACUCUUACAAAGAAAUGAAUCCAUUUAUCAUUAUAUCAAUAACGGGAUUUGCCAUCACUUUAAUUAUUUCGUAUUUAGCAUAUACUGAACCUGAUUCGUAAUGCGAAAUCUGGUGAAAAAAAAACUGCUCUUAUUUUUAAUAUUCGUAUGCUUAAAUUGUGUGAUUUAAAAUCAAAAG
Diprion similis is the source of this 2020-nucleotide messenger RNA. RefSeq lists its product as uncharacterized. The transcript is spliced from 8 exons. The record is from RefSeq and is a predicted model, not a curated record. Gene Ontology annotation, molecular function: RNA binding; protein binding. Bases 238 to 1860 code for a protein of 540 amino acids. NCBI's taxonomy places the organism in Eukaryota, Metazoa, Arthropoda, Insecta, Hymenoptera, Diprionidae.